AUCAGACUCACUACACGUGAGUGGGAGUGACGCCCAUCCCUGGCCAUGAGUGACGACGUUUUUGCUUGAGCUGAACUAGAUGAAGCUGCUUCCAUAUUUUAGCUCGUAUUUCUGCUAAAAGUUGAUUUUGUAUAAAAGAAACAGUGCAUAGUAGAAGUCAGUAUUAUGAUGAGUUGUCCUGAAGAAGCUGUUUGUCCUUUUGGAGCUAGAUCAAAGAGUCAUGAAGAGUGUGAUUCACUUCAAAGCUAUACAUUGGCGCAAUUGUGUUUUAAAGAAAAGCACUAUAGUUCAGCAAUAGGGCACUUAAGUCAGUAUUUGUCCAUGAAACCUGAUGACUAUAAAGCUCACAAGCUAUUAGGAGAUAUUAAUAAAUGUGAGGAUGAUACAGAUGGUGCAUUGAUAGCUUAUAAAAGGUCAUUGUAUUUCAAAAAGGACCAGCCUGACGUUCUAAUAUCAAUUUGUGAAUUGUAUUGUGAAAGAGAUUAUGUUCCAGAAAAUGAUCUAAAAGGAUGGAUUGAGAUAUUGACUAGUUGUCAUCCCAAUCAUCCUGUCAUAGCUAAAUUAAAAGUAAAGUUGGUUGUUGCCAGAGUCAAAUUGAUAUCUGAAAUUAUUGAAAGAAUGAAGAAAGGCUCUGAGGAUCAAUUACUUAUUAUGAAAUUAUUACACAGACUGCUAGACCAAGCCUCUCAUUUCUCCUUAUCUCCUUCACUCUCUCUCUCCAUUACUGACUGCAUUGAAGAGUCAUAUUCAUUCUUCAAAAGAUUCCGUUUUCUGUGUCAUUAUAAAACUUACAGAAAUAAUGUGGAACUACUGAGAUUGCUUAUACACUAUCUUGAGAAACUGUUAGCAAUGAUCUCAAGUGAUGCUGCUGAAGAAGGUUUCCUGAUGAUAGAAGUUUCUGUUUCAUUACUGGAGAUUUUAAUUGAAUCCUUUAACGUUGAAAUGGCAAAUGAAGUGAAGCAGAGAACUACCAGUCAAAGAUUAGAGCUGUAUUUAAUAAAAUAUGAUUGCAUUCUAUAUAAUCUGACAAAAAUGGUUAACAUUCAUAAGUUGUUAUCAAGAGAAAUUCUGGUAGAAUUGAAGUCAAACUGUUACUUUCUAUUUUCGCAGUUCUUCUUUACAUUUUGUCUAAAUAAAUUUGAUUUGGGCAUGACUUGUCUCUUUGCAUCGCUCAAUACUCAGCCUCUUGAUAUGAAAUUAUUUAAAGAGCUUCCUAAAUCCCAGUAUGCUAAGAUGGAUAGGUGGUAUCAUAAAGGAGCAGCAAGAUUAUCAACUUCAGUUCGACAGUUACAACUAUUAUUAAAAAAGAAGAAUAAGAAUGUCAUUAUAAGUUGUGUUAAGAAAUCAACAGAUGAACUGGCAAUUGCUCUACAUAAGUUGUCUCCAAGCUUUGAUAGCAGGAGCUCAUUUCUGGCACUUGAUGACACACUGAUGUCAUUGAAUCCAAAGCUAUUAACACGCAAAUAUGAGACAAUUAUUGCUUUAGUUGCAGUUUGUGAUUAUACUUACAUUAAUGAGUAUAGUGAAGCUUUUUCAGCUCUUGUUUGGUUGUCAUUAGUCUAUAAAUCACAACUUAUCAUGGUACCUCCUUUUGAUUGGCUGGCUGGUUUAUUCCCAGAGUUAAAUGUGUCCACGUUUAGUUUGCUUACAAGCGACUCCUCUUCACUUUGUCGUUAUGAUAUAGAAGCCUUUUUAAUACUAUCAGUGAGUUUGUUUACCCGAGACCUCAAAACUAAUGAUUUGUGCUCUUUAUUGGUUGAUAAAUGGUUGUCUUGGCCGCUGAUAAUAUUACCUGAUCAUUAUAAUACUUUAUAUGAUAAUAUGAGGAGACUACACCACAACAACAUGAGUAUUAGUGAGCAGUUACUUAUUCAAAAGAGUAUCAGUUCAUUCCUUGCAGAGUUUCAUUGUUGUCGACCAUACGUUCCUCAUGUUAAUCAAGUACUGACCAUAGCAAGACACUUUAAAGAUAAAGCUGACUUAUUAACUAGCACUGACAAUGAAAGUGAAUCUAUAGAUGAGCUCAUUGAAUGGAGCCUCCACUAUUGGUCAGUCCUGUUAAAUAGGUACAUGCCUACGGAAACACAAACUGGACAUGCUCCAGAGACACAAGGAGCACCUCAAAAUGUUAUGAGUGCUGAGGAAAAAGAUGAGUGUCAUUUGUCAAUGGGUGAAUGUUUUGUGCAUAAAAAUUACUUUCCAUUAGCUUUAUCGUUUCUUGAACUGGUUCCAACUGCACAAUCAGGUCAUCUAAUAUAUCAGAUACGUAAAAUAUUAGCUGAACCUGAUUAAAAUGAUAAGGUGUUUCUUUUGCCAUUCCUAUAUACUUCUACUGUAACUUAUAUUCAUUAUUCAUUAUAAACAGAUCUACAUGUACAUGACAACUUUUCUCUGCUCUCUCUGAUGGUCACUGUGUCUUUAAUUCUUAAUUGUUUAUUCUAGUCAUUGCACUAUGACUAUUUAGUAUCAAAGUGAAUAUUAAUUAAAAAUUGAAA
This is a messenger RNA of Amphimedon queenslandica, 2495 nucleotides long. Its product is annotated as RANBP2-like and GRIP domain-containing protein 1. The record is from RefSeq and is a predicted model, not a curated record. The coding region runs from base 166 to 2292 and encodes 708 amino acids. The transcript has 24 exons. Gene Ontology annotation, molecular function: protein binding. Lineage: Eukaryota; Metazoa; Porifera; Demospongiae; Haplosclerida; Niphatidae.